This is a messenger RNA of Sphaerodactylus townsendi, 1419 nucleotides long. Its product is annotated as E3 ubiquitin-protein ligase TRIM7-like. The record is from RefSeq and is a predicted model, not a curated record. Gene Ontology annotation, molecular function: zinc ion binding. Bases 92 to 1144 code for a protein of 350 amino acids. Lineage: Eukaryota; Metazoa; Chordata; Lepidosauria; Squamata; Sphaerodactylidae. The transcript is spliced from 5 exons.
UUUAAAGACCAGAUAAACCUCCAGGGCUCUCCCCUCCCCUGGAACUUAUCAAACCUUCAAAAUAGUAGGGAAAUGCAGCAAGCCCGCAGAGAUGAUGUCAUUUCCAGGAAGGGAAAAAACCCACGCUUGCUGGAAAAACGAAAGUCAGGUUGUGCGACCUUCUGUGGGAGGCGAGGCGGCCAUGGCUGCAGCGGGGAAUCCCGUCCAGGAGCUCUCCGAAGAAGUCACUUGUCCGAUCUGCCUGGAGUACUUCCAGGAUCCGGCGACGGUUGCAGAAUGCGGGCACAAUUUCUGCCGCGCCUGCCUGACCCGGAGCUGGGCGGCUUCGGCUGGAGAGCCUUCCUGCCCUGUGUGCAAACAAACCGCGCAGCCGAGGAGCCUCCGCCUGAAUCGGCAGCUGGCAAAUGUGGUGGAAAUAGCCAAGAAACUCAGCCUGCGGGAGAGAAAGUGGAGAGAAGCAACGAAGGGAGAGGAAGCCGAGGAGAGACGCUGUGAGAAACACCGGGAGCCCCUGAAACUUUUCUGCCGACAUGACGGGAUCCUCAUCUGCACGGUCUGUGAUAGAGCCAAGGAGCACAAAUCCCACGAGGUGGUUCCUGCUGAGGAAGCCUCCCAGGAAUACAAGGACAAGAUCUUCAACUGGCUGGAGACUUUGAGGACGGAGAAAGAGAAAGUUCUGCUAUAUUUAGCAGAUGCUGAAGAUGAAAGCCAAGAAGUGCUUAAAAUAAUGGAAUCAGAGAGGCAAAAGACAGCGGCUGAGUUCAGAACACUACGCCGGUUGCUGACAGAACGAGAAAACCAUCUGCUGUCCCAGAUAGAAGAGGUGGAGAAGGAGAUAGCCAGAAAAAGGGACGAGCACCUGGCCAAACUCUCUGAGGAACUCUCCUCUCUUGACAGCCUCAUCCGGGAGAUGGAGCAGAAGCACCAGCAGCCAGCGAGUGAACUCCUGCAGGAUGUCAGAAGUACCUUGCAGAGGUGUGAGAAGAAACAGAACUUUGCAAAUCCAGAGGUUUUUUCUGUGGAACUGAAAAGGAGGAUCAAGGGCUUCUGUGACAUUGGUCCUUUCCUGGCAGAUGUCACAAAGCAAUUCAAAGGCAAUAACGAAUGGCUGCAGGGAUUUCAGAUGGGACAGUGCAUCAAAUAAGAAGGUGGACUGCUCAUCACACAAGGAUGCUGGCUGAAAAAGUUAUUCUAUUUCAGUGCUUUUCUCAAAGUUCAUCUUGGAAUCCUAGCUCAGAAACUGAGGUUUAGAAACUUUGGCCCUUUCCGCACACGCACGGAAACGCAUCUCCACCAGCAUGAAGUAUGCCGUUGGAGGCUCAGGGACCGUUCGCACGCUAGCGUGCUUGCAGCCCUGACUUCCCCUGCAGCCGGAGAGGUGGCUCCACGUGGAGCUGCCUCUCGGUGGUCCCCCUCCAC